Molecule: messenger RNA, 3685 nt
Organism: Exophiala xenobiotica
Lineage: Eukaryota; Fungi; Ascomycota; Eurotiomycetes; Chaetothyriales; Herpotrichiellaceae
Exons: 3
Coding region: 529-3201 (890 amino acids)
Biological process (GO): protein phosphorylation; regulation of MAPK cascade; intracellular signal transduction
Cellular component (GO): cytoplasm
Molecular function (GO): protein serine/threonine kinase activity; ATP binding
Source: RefSeq, a predicted model, not a curated record
AUCCACCACCAUCAAUGCUUCCUUCUCCCGCCGUUGUUCCAGCCUGAUCAGAUUCGUUCGCCUAUCCCAUUGCAGAGUCCACGGCCCUGGUCCUCUCUCGUUCUCGGUAGACCUCCCUACCGCCGCCUUUACAAGCCUCUGCAACUCUCUAACGCAGUCUUGCAGACUUAUUUGAAAGUCACCAAUUAAGAAACCGGUUCUGGACCUCGAGCGUCACUGUCCUUGCACUGAACAUUCAACGCUGUCGACUAAGCCAUCAUCCGACAAACUGGCACCGAGCAGAGACCAGGUCAACCCGCGUGAAACCGUGCACGACAUCAUCCAACCUCUGCUCUUCGACUUCAAUUGUCCAUUCCUUGUUGCAAACUGCAAAGUACACCGCACGCAUGCUGUUCCUGCUCACUCGACCUCGGCCGGUACUAUCUCUUCGUUGAGCACAAGUCCUGCCGCAGUCCCUCGGUCUCCUGUCUCAUAAUUGUAAAUUCACGACACAAAGUGUAACCGAGCCUUCGCAGGCGGUUCUAGACAAUGGCUUCAAGCCAGGAAAACGGCUUUUACAGCGCAGGUCAAUUCAUGAACCCCGGCCCUGCUCCUCGCCCUCCUACAGACCGCCCUCGACGUCUCGAAUUGCAACGUUCCAACUCUUCCAUCCCUACCUCGAGCUUUGAGGCCAUGUCCUUGAAUGGCCCAAGUUCACCCGCCGUCAACACCCCCAGCGCCCCUUUCUUUUCCAAUGGUAGUUCUGUAUCGCUGGCAGGGAGCGGAAAGACUUCAGGUCCGGUAACCAUUAUCAAGGAAGGACAUGUGCGCUGCAAAGAGGACAAAUUUCUCGCACAAUGGAACCAGAGAUACCUCAUCCUCCGGGAAUUCAGGCUGGAUUUCAUGAAGAGCGAAAAUGGAAAGCUGAUGCAGUCGAUUCAACUGAACACAGUGACUGGUGUGACACGUUCCGAAGAGACUCGCAUGGCUUUCGAAAUAUCUCGAAUCGCCAAUCCCAAGGACGCCGCCGGAAAAAUCGUCAUGAGCCGAGAUCUGCCGACCCGUACCAUAACCUGCGAAGUACGAAAUGACGAUGAAAUUUACGACUGGAUUGACAAGAUCUACGAGCGAUGUCCUGGCAUGGGAGGCGUGAGUAACCCGACCAAUUUCAGCCAUCGGAUCCAUGUGGGCUUUGACCCUCAGACUGGCGGCUUCGUUGGAUUGCCUCAGGAAUGGGAAAAGCUGUUGAAUAGUUCUGCCAUCACGCGGGAUGAUUACAAGAAGAAUCCUCAAGCGGUCAUCGAGGUGCUUCAGUUCGUUUCAGAUCAGAAAAUGCGAGACCAGCAUCCGGAGAUGUACACUCCUGGCAUGGUGACACCGCCUGCUGCGCAACCAAACAAGCAACUUGGCUAUCCCACAGGCGGCAAUUCCGUUGCUCCUCCAAGACCAGCACCUCCUACCGACGCACAGCGCUACAAUGCCAAUCAGUUCAUGAACAAGUAUCAAGAUAGUCAGCCAAGAGUCGGAACUCCGCCCAUCAAACCUCAACUACAACGAUCCCAGACAGAUAAAGGAUCAUACGAUAUGGAGGCCGAUGCUGCACGGAUCAAAGAGAUUGCUAAUCAAGAACAGAAGCGUCGUCAAAUCGAGGCCGAGGCCAAGCGAACACGGGAUUUGGAGAGGCAGCGGGAACAAGAGCGGGACGCGUCUGACCGCGACCGGAAAGAGCAAGAAGCAUACAACGCCUCACUUCCAAAGACUCGUCCGCCUAUCGCUCAGCAAGAGGUAGGAGGUUUCAGCGGUAGCACUACACCCAACAAACAAGAUCCGAGAUACAACCCUGCGCGGGUUGCUCCAAGCGCUCCACAGCAAUCCUCUUCAGGAGCCAUGAGGCAACAGCCACCUGCUGUUAGACCUGCCCCUUCUGCUCCUUCGACCAGCACUUCGCAGAAGUCCAUCCCUCAGUCUGCCUCUGCCGGUCAGACAUCCCUACGUUCUCCUGACAGCAGGGAUCGAGAUCGACAGCCAUCACCGAAUGCACGAUAUCAACCAGAGCGUGAAGCCCCGCGGAAAGAUGCACCUCCUAAGCAGCAGCCCAAUGGUGUCAAUGGCCAGUCCCCGACCAGUCGGUUGCCGGGGUCUGUGCAGCAACCCAAGCCCUUGAACGUGGCCAAACAAGCACCGGCCAAGGCUCCUACAGACCCACGGAAAGAAGCAGAAAUCGCAUUGACUGCCAAGAAACCCGUUGAAGAACGAGCCAAGGAGGUUCGGAUGUCCAGCAUGAGCGAAAGCGAAGUCAUGGCCAAGCUGAAGCAAGUGGUUUCGAAGGACAACCCGAAUGACUCGUACAGCAAACAGAAGAAGAUCGGCCAAGGUGCGUCUGGCUCAGUGUAUGUGGCAAGGGUACGAGAAAGCGCUACCUCAGGAGUUGCACGAGAAUUGUACCGCACUCACGGACCAAAAGGUCAAGUUGCCAUCAAACAAAUGGAUCUCCGGAACCAGCCGCGGAAGGAAUUAAUUGUGAACGAAAUUAUUGUCAUGAAAGAUUCGAAGCAUCCCAACAUCGUCAACUUCCUGGAUUCGUUUUUGCAAGAACAGAAUAAUGAGCUGUGGGUGGUGAUGGAAUUUAUGGAAGGUGGUGCUCUCACCGAUAUUAUCGACAACAAUCCGGUCAUCACGGAAGAUCAGAUCGCAACCAUCUGCUUCGAGACGUGCAAAGGCCUUGCUCAUUUGCAUUCUCAGGACAUAAUCCACAGAGAUAUCAAGAGUGACAAUGUGUUGCUCGACCGAGUCGGCAAUGUCAAGAUCACCGACUUUGGCUUCUGUGCCAAGCUCACCGAAUCAAAGAGCAAGCGCGCGACAAUGGUCGGCACACCGUACUGGAUGGCGCCCGAAGUUGUCAAGCAGAAAGAAUAUGGCCCCAAGGUGGACAUUUGGUCUCUUGGUAUUAUGGCUAUUGAGAUGAUCGAGUCAGAACCACCGUAUCUUAAUGAAGAGCCAUUGAAGGCGCUCUUCUUGAUCGCAACAAACGGUACGCCUCGCCUGAAGAACCCCAACAAGCUUUCCCGUGAACUUAAGGCGUUCUUGAGCGUUUGUCUCUGUGUGGAUGUUAGAAGCAGAGCCAGUGCAGACGAAUUGUUACGGAACGACUUUAUGCGCAUGGGGUGCAGUUUGGCGAGUUUGAGUGAGUUGUUGAAGUGGCGAGAAAAGGGACGACAGUGAUUGCAUGCAUCUGAAGGGGAUUCCAUGUCCGGCGCAUCAUUGAUCUAAAGAUAAUGGCGAAGCAGGAGCAUAUUGUUAUGGCGGCUUGUGCAUACUCAGAAUCGAUCCAAUCACCAGCUUGGAUAUGCGAUGAGUUGGAUUUUUAUACAGGACCGAAAAAGCAGGUGUCGAGGACGGCCGGGGAGGCGCAUCAGCUACAAGCAGCGAUUGAGGAAAGGCGUGCUGGCGCUACAGCAGCCGACGGUGCUGCUGCUAGUCAGAACGGUCAAGCUGAUGCAGAACGGACGCAGGAGAUUCUAAAGGGCUUGAGCAGAGGAGAUGUCAGCUUUGUGUGCUAUCUUGCGUGCGAUACAUAGUGACUUGCACAUUCAGCCAUGAGAGACGAAGCGAAAGAUUAGCUGGGUAACGAAAGAUGAAAGAUGAAGAGAUGCUUUUUAACGACGAUGAAUUCAUGGAAAAGUCAAACCUCGACUCCUUGUUCCCG